UUAGGAGCAAAAAAACCCUCUCCUUCCCUUCUAAGGUCCCUAUCUCUCCCUUACAAAAUGGCCAUUCCCUGCUCUUCCACCACCAUUUCCAUUACUUGCACAACCCACAACUCCAUUCACCAUGAAUUCACUCUCUGUGCGCUUCCUUUCAGCACCAACUGUACCCUCUACCUCUCAAUCAUGGACCGGAACAAGGCUUCUUGCUGUUCCUUCUACUGCUCCUUCUGUGUCAGUGGAUGUGGAUUCAGCGAGGGUGGAGCCAAGAGUGGAGGAGAGAGAUGGGUAUUGGAUCUUGAAGGAGAAAUUUAGGGAGGGUAUCAAUCCUCAAGAGAAAGUCAAGAUUGAGAGGGAACCCAUGAAGCUUUUCAUGGAAAAUGGGAUUGAGGAGCUUGCUAAGCUAUCAAUGGAAGAGAUUGAUAAGACUAAGGCCACUAAGGAUGAUAUUGAUGUUAGGCUCAAGUGGCUUGGUCUCUUUCACAGGAGGAAGCAUCACUACGGUAGAUUUAUGAUGAGACUGAAGCUACCAAAUGGUGUAACAACGAGUGAACAAACUAGAUACCUUGCUAGUGUGAUAAGGAAAUAUGGGAAGGAUGGGUGUGCUGACGUCACAACCAGGCAAAACUGGCAAAUUCGAGGUGUGGUGCUGCCUGAUGUGCCAGAAAUACUUAAGGGUCUCACUGAAGUUGGCUUGACGAGCUUGCAGAGUGGGAUGGACAAUGUGAGAAACCCAGUUGGGAAUCCUCUUGCGGGCAUUGACCCACAAGAGAUUGUUGACACAAGUCCUUACACCAACUUGCUGUCCCAAUUCAUCACUGCCAACUCACGUGGCAAUCCAGCUUUCACUAACUUGCCAAGGAAGUGGAAUGUAUGUGUGGUGGGAUCUCAUGAUCUUUAUGAGCAUCCUCACAUUAAUGAUCUUGCUUACAUGCCUGCCGAAAAGGAUGGACGUUUUGGAUUUAAUUUGCUGGUAGGUGGGUUCUUUAGUCCAAAGCGAUGUGCAGAAGCAAUUCCUCUUGAUGCAUGGGUUUCAGCAGAUGAUGUGCUUCCCUCUUGCAAGGCAGUACUAGAAGCUUACAGAGAUCUCGGCACCAGAGGGAACAGGCAAAAAACUAGAAUGAUGUGGUUGAUCGAUGAACUGGGCAUCGAAGGAUUCAGGGCCGAGGUCGUCAAAAGAAUGCCUGGACAAGUGCUGGAGAGAGCAUCGGCUGAAGAUAUGAUUCAAAAACAAUGGGAGAGGAGGGACUAUCUUGGUGUCCAUCCCCAGAAACAGGAAGGUUUUAGCUAUGUUGGUCUUCACAUUCCAGUUGGCCGAGUCCAAGCAGACGACAUGGAUGAGCUAGCUCGUUUAGCCGACGUAUAUGGCUCGGGAGAACUCAGGCUCACUGUGGAGCAAAAUAUCAUCAUCCCCAAUGUUGAAAAUUCGAAGCUUGAAGCCUUGCUCAAUGAACCUCUAUUGAAAGAGAAGUUUUCACUUGAACCCUCCAUACUCAUGAAAGGGUUAGUAGCAUGUACUGGUAACCAGUUCUGUGGACAAGCCAUUAUUGAGACAAAGGCUAGGGCCUUGAAAGUAACGGAGGAGGUUGAGAGACAAGUGUCAGUGACUCGUCCGGUAAGGAUGCACUGGACGGGCUGCCCAAAUACCUGCGGACAGGUGCAAGUGGCCGAUAUCGGGUUCAUGGGGUGCAUGGCAAGGGAUGAGAAUGGGAAGCCUAGUGAGGGAGUGGAUGUGUACCUGGGAGGUAGAAUUGGCAGUGACUCACAUUUGGGAAAUCUUUAUAAGAAGAGUGUUCCUUGCAAGAACUUGGUGCCUGUGGUUGUUGACCUUUUAGUGAAAAACUUUGGUGCCGUUCCUCGAGUGAGGGAAGAGAUGGAGGAUUGAUACAAGUCCGUCCUUUUUUUAACUUAUCCUUGUAAAUCUGAAGGGCCUCUACCAGGCAUCUGGAGGAAGAAAUAUGAGGAAAUUGAUAAGCUGCUUUUAGGACACACUUUGAACAAUUGGAGGACUCUGGUUGAAAGGUGGAAGAAGUUAUAUGAGGUUCUGUUGCUUCCUAACAUGUCUGUUUUCAAUCGUGGGUGUGUAGUACUAGUAGGAUUUGUGGCCCAAUUGAGGUUGAAUCAAAAUAUAAAGUAAUUUUUAUGUUAAAAUUGUCAAUUGAAAUUAAUAAAAAUGUGAUGGUAGUCACUGUAAGUAAUGUAUUUUUUUUGGCAGCACAAGGCAAGAUUUUCCUGAAAAAAGGGGAAACUA
This is a messenger RNA of Tripterygium wilfordii, 2245 nucleotides long. Its product is annotated as ferredoxin--nitrite reductase, chloroplastic. The coding region runs from base 122 to 1879 and encodes 585 amino acids. Lineage: Eukaryota; Viridiplantae; Streptophyta; Magnoliopsida; Celastrales; Celastraceae. Gene Ontology annotation, molecular function: heme binding; oxidoreductase activity; iron-sulfur cluster binding. The transcript is spliced from 4 exons. The record is from RefSeq and is a predicted model, not a curated record.